Molecule: messenger RNA, 864 nt
Organism: Teleopsis dalmanni
Lineage: Eukaryota; Metazoa; Arthropoda; Insecta; Diptera; Diopsidae
Exons: 1
Coding region: 1-864 (287 amino acids)
Source: RefSeq, a predicted model, not a curated record
AUGUCAACGAAAAAGCGACCACCAUUCCCACAAAAAAAUGAAGAUUUGGAUAAACUAAUCCAGCAGCGAGAAACUGUAGUGGCCAGUAUCCUGCGUAUUAAAGAAGUAAUAUUGGAGAAAACUUUUGAUUUAAAUCCUGUAGAACUGGACUGUAGGUUGGACAUUCUCAAUUCACAUAUUAAACAGGCCAUGACUUGCCAGCAAAAAAUAGAAUGUAUCAAGGAGUUUGAUGUACUUCGACCAGAUCUAGAAGAAAUCUAUGUUGCUUCAAAAUCAUUGUUCUUACAGGCGUUAGGUAAAAACCUCAAGUCUAGUAUCCCUGAUACUUCGCAUGAAUGCAGCAAUCAUCGUUCCAGGGUGCCAAAUAUGCGUUUACCUAAAUUCAGCGGGAAACAUUCUGAAUACAAAAACUUCAUAAGCCUUUUUGAAAGCUUAGUGCACAAUGAUCAGUCGCUAAGUGAUAUUGAAAAAUUCAAUCAUCUCAUUUCGUGUUUGUCUGACGAAGCGCUUGGUACAGUUAAGGCAUUUCAACUCACUGAAACAAAUUACUCAAAGGCAUUAGCUAGUUUAAAAAGAGUUUACGAUAACACUUGUCUAAUCUUUUUCGAUAGUAUCUCGCAGCUUUUUGAACUGCCAGAAAUGAACAAGCCAUCUGCUUCUGCAUUACGCAAUAUCAUAGAUACUGUUUCUGCCAUAUAUGAGUCCCUAUUGUCAAUAGGAGAUGAUAAGAACAUUUCAAAUGCGAUUCUUAUUCAUUUAGUCAUGUCAAGAGUCGAUGCCGCUACGAAAUCCAAAUGGGAGGAGCAAUUAGAUUACAACAAGCUGCCACUCUGGUCUGAUUGCGAGACUGCGUUAAAUAAGUGA